CUCCGCAGAUGAAACAUGAGAGGUCAAAAGUUAUGAUUAUCCUCUUUAAAAACCACUGGACAUAAUCUACAGAGAUGGCCAGUUCCGUGGUGGCCGUGGGACUGGCUCUGGCUGCAGCAGGAUUUGCAGGUCGUUAUGCCAUGCAGGCCCUAAAACAGGUGGAGCCUCAAAUGAAACAGGCUCUGAAGAGUUUCCCCGCAACGGCUUUCGGUGGAGGCUACUACAGAGGAGGGUUCGAGCCAAAAAUGAACAAGAGAGAAGCGUCUUUAGUUUUAGGCAUCAGCCCAACAGCCAAUAAGAAUAAAAUUAGGGAAGCUCACAGAAAACUGAUGAUUCUAAACCAUCCAGAUCGAGGGGGGUCUCCGUACCUCGCGGCGAAAAUAAACGAAGCCAAGGACCUGAUGGACGACCAGAUGAAGAAGUGAUCGGGAUUUUUGCUUUGGGAAAAUCAACAAACACAUUUUCUACUCAAUCUGCAAACUGUUCACUGUCUUUUUCUUUGUUGUAAUAUAAUAAAGUUUAAUA
Messenger RNA from Periophthalmus magnuspinnatus, 525 nucleotides. It is a transcript of the gene dnajc19, whose product is annotated as DnaJ (Hsp40) homolog, subfamily C, member 19. Gene Ontology annotation, biological process: protein import into mitochondrial matrix. The record is from RefSeq and is a predicted model, not a curated record. Bases 75 to 425 code for a protein of 116 amino acids. Gene Ontology annotation, molecular function: ATPase activator activity. The transcript has 7 exons. Gene Ontology annotation, cellular component: PAM complex, Tim23 associated import motor. NCBI's taxonomy places the organism in Eukaryota, Metazoa, Chordata, Actinopteri, Gobiiformes, Gobiidae.